This is a messenger RNA of Suillus subalutaceus, 675 nucleotides long. RefSeq lists its product as uncharacterized. The transcript has 3 exons. Lineage: Eukaryota; Fungi; Basidiomycota; Agaricomycetes; Boletales; Suillaceae. Bases 1 to 675 code for a protein of 224 amino acids. The record is from RefSeq and is a predicted model, not a curated record.
AUGCAGCCUACCUCUAGCGAUGGUGAAGUGCCCUUCGGCAAUAAUGGCUCGGAGGACCUCAACUCCGACGUCGUCCCCAAUCUACGCCUCGACCCUGACCCACGGCCCCAGCUCGAUAUCUACAGUGACGACCUCCCUCAUGAAGCUCGUGGACUUCCCUACCCCCCGAUGCCACUGCAUCAUGGUAUGGAUCGUCCUGAGAUCUACCAAGACUUUCGCGAUCCAAAGCCAGAUGCAGAUCCCAUCCCACCAUCACCUCUCCCCCUCGUGCAGCCAAACCUCGGUGACUACCGCCCAAGUUUCUCCCUGCCAGUCGUAUCCACGGGUGGUACCUUCAAGCUACCAUCCACAGCAGAGGACCGACCGACCAUGACCAUGACAGCGCAGACCUCCCAGGCUGGUCCAAGUAGCAUGGUGAAGAGGUCUGCCCACGUCAACGUCACGGAACGUGCAUCCAAGAAAGAUCUCAAGCAAAAAUGGGGAGGUACACCCCUUGGCAUGGUGACGGAAAGUCGCAGUCCAAAACGGACAUCACCGUUCCAGACGAAGUCGAUGUGUACGAGCGGAAAACCGCCAACGUAUAUCACGAUCGUCGCGCGGAAAGGGAGGACAGAGGCGUAUGUGACAUACGAGUCGUCUAGUUGCACUGAGAGUACCAAGACUAUCAUCGACUGA